GUUGUUCAUCACUAUCCUGCAUGAUUAUAAAGUGUACCCAAUGGAUAUCUUCUUCAAUUAUUGAGCUAAAAAAUGAGAAUGAACUAAUUUCAGAAAAAUGAGUCAGCCUGCUGCUGGCUGAGCUCAUGUGAAAAAUGGACAUCAUAUCAGGAUUUGUUGUUUAUGUAAACAGCUUCGAUAUUGACUACAUAUCUUGGGUUCUAUGGGUAUUGUACCCCAUACUUAUAACCUUUUUGCUUCCUGCCUUUAUUGUGCUCUUUCUUUAUCUUACAUCUCUUGCUCUAUUCAUUUACAAGCAGCGAAUGAAAUUGAAAGCAGCAUAUGAUCAUGACUUUUGGGAUGGUGCAAGGAAAACACUUGGUGUCUUCUGGUGGGCUCAGGCAAGAAUAUGGCAUGGUAAAAUACAACUUCAUCAUAGAUUCUUUAAAAGGGUCCAAAAAAAUGUUUGGGUGCAACAGGCGGAAGAGGGUGGGUUAUGAAAGUGUGAUUAUUUUUGCAUAUCAAACAAUACGUAAUAUAUGGAUAUUCUCAGAGGAGCUCACAAUUCCAAGUAAUGUGUUUUUUUAAAAUAAAAUGUAAAUAUUGUUAAAAAAAGUUUUUAUAUUUGCUGUGGUCAAUCCAAAUCAAUAUUAUUGUUGAUAAGAGUUUUCUAAUAUUCAAGUUUUUAAAUUUUUUUUUGACAGUGUGCGAUGCUAGCUUUAGAUUUUUUAAUUUCUUUCUUAAAAUGGAAAACUUAAAAAAAAAAAUAAAAGGUGAUACAAAUGUUAUAAAUCCUUUAAAAAAAAAUUUUUCUGUUUAUUUUCAACCAGGCUAUGAAGUUGAAGGUCUCCACCACAUACCAGAAACCGGCCCUGCUUUGAUUAUUUACUAUCAUGGUGUUUUACCUGUUGACCUCUACUAUGUUUUAACCACUGUCUUACUGGAGAAGAACAGACUUGUUCAUUUAGUUGGAGACAAAUUUCUGUUUUACAUGCCAGGUUUGAAAUUUAGUUCGAAAUACUUUUGAAUGAAUUUUUUAGAUCUCUGAGGGGCACAGAUGUGUAUUAUAAAAAAAAAAAGGGUGGUAAAUGUCCCUCAAAAUCUUCCAUCUCUGCGUGUGUUCGAAACAAAAAAAAUUAAAGUUUCUGAAGAAAAAAACCAAUGACAGAAUACUCAUUUACAGCUGACAUCUUAAUGCUAAAAAACUUACAUCAACAUGAAAAAAAAUUAAAAUAAUUUGAACUUAAUUAUAUUUAGGAACUUCUUAUUCCUGCCCAAGACAAUCAGGGACUGGAACAAGUUUUCAAAAGGAACAGUUGAGGCGACAACACUAGACACAUUUGCGUCUAUUGCCUCAAGCCUUCCAACCCCCAGUGCAUGAUUUCCUCACAAAGUAGCACUUGCAAUCAGUGAAAUAUCCUCAUCAACACCAAGCACAGAAACAUUGCAAAUCCCCUCUACAUGCAUAGGAGCCAAAAUGAUCAAUACAUUGAUCGUGGGCCCAUAAUAUAUAGAAGAGGAAGAAGAAAUAAAAAGACCUUUAAAAAUCUGUUAAAAAUAUGUAUAAAUAUUAAUAUUGAUUCAUGGCUGUUAACUCUAAAUAAGUGGGGCAAGUAUUUUAUCCUUUAUAAAGCAUGAUAAAAUAAUAAUCAACUUUACUUGGAUUUUAUAUAAAUAAAAAUAUAAUUAUUGAAAUUAAUAGAUAUGAACUUUAAUCAUUGAAUAAUAGAACUUUUCAAUUUAUUUCAAAGCCUGUGAAAAAAAAUAUGUUGUUUUUGCUCUAUUCACUUACUUUCCAUGCUCAUUAAACUUUAUUGAUAAAAAAUUAAUUGCCACCAGAUGCAUUUAACAAAGGCUUCUUUCAUUGAGUUUAUAGAAAAAAGUAUUUUGUGACUUAAGGAGUUGAUUUACUUUCUGCUGUUUUUUAGGUUGGCAGACAAUGAUGGAAGUUUUUAAUGUAGCACCUGGAACUGUUUCUAGUUGUGUGGAUGUAUUGACUAAUGGACAUUUGCUAUCUAUAGCACCAGGUGGGUAGUUAUUGUACUGGACAUUUGCUAUCUAUAGCACCAGGUGGGUAGUUAUUGUACUGGACAUUUGCUAUCUAUAGCACCAGGUGGGUAGUUAUUGUACUGGACAUUUGCUAUCUAAAGCACCAGGUGGGUAGUUAUUGUAUAAAGUCAAGUUUGGUAUGAAAAGUGUGAAAUCAUAAUAUUCUCAAAACAGAGAUAAGACUCAGAUUACAAGUCAUGUAUAUUUGACAAUGGCAAACUUAUCAUAAGUUUUAAAAUCACUAGAUAAUGACUAAUAUUCUAAUAUAAUUUUAUUCUCCAAACUUACAUUCCAAGGUGGAGUUAGAGAAGCGCUUUUUAGUGAUGAGAACUACAAAUUGCUGUGGAAUAAAAGAUGUGGAUUUGCAAAAGUUGCAUUACAAGCAAAUGUGGUAAUUGUUUUAUUUUGAAAAAAUCUAAUGAAACUUAUCAAUAGGUAUUUGCCUACAGCAACACAUCAAACACCUUAAUGAAAGCAAAGAUCCCAUUUCAAUAGAAUAAAGGUGUUUAACUUCCACACCUUAUUGGCUUCAAAAACUUCCUUAAAAAAUUAAUGGCUGUGGUUGAGUAAAAAGAUAUUUUACAUAUAAAACUAUCCAUAUUUACAUUUUAUUUAGAUCCCUCAGAAUAAUAUCUCAGAUGUUUACAUUUUUAAUUUCAGCCAAUCAUUCCAAUGUUUACUAAGAACAUCAGGGAAGCUUUCAGGACUCCUUAUUGGGCAAGAGGUUUGAUGAUAUUUAUAAUUUCUUUUAUGACUCCUUAUUGGGCUAGAGGUUUGAUGAUAUUUAUAAUUUCUUUCAUGACUCCUGAUUGAACAAGAGAUUUGAUGAUAUUUAUUAUUUCUUUUAUGACACCUUAUUGGGCUAGAGGUUUGAUGAUAUUUAUAAUUUCUUUCAUGACACCUUAUUUGGCUAGAGGUUUGAUGAUAUUGAUAAUUUAUUUCAAUAUGCCAAUAUUAACAGAAAAUAAUUUUAACAUUAAUCGAUGAGCUGUGAAUUAUGGUGAGAUAAUUUAUUUCAAUGAAAAAUUCUAUAUUCAUUGGACCAUUACACGAACUAUAACUUAAUAUACAUAUCAGAUAUGUUUUUGUGUUGCAUUAAUCCAACUUAUAGAAUUAAAGAAGAAUGAUUGUAAACAAUGUUUAUUUAUUUUUGUUUCCAAAUUUCAGCUUGGCUUAGGGGAUUAUAUGAAAAAACUAGGAUACCAUGUGUUCCAGCGUAUGGUUUUUUUCCUGUUAAGUUGAAGUAGGAUUUUAAUUUUUAUUAUAAUUUUAUUUUUUAAAAUUUAAGACUGCAUUACUAUUAUAUAUUGGCCAUGGUAUAAGUAUUUUCAGAUGAAAUGGCCAUGUUAGAAGUAAAUUAAUCAUUAGUGGGCCUUGUAAAAACAUUUCAUCAUCAGCUGACAAUGUUAGAAGUAAUUUAAUCAAUUAUCUAGUCCUGGAUAAAAUUUUAAUUAAUCAUUAAAUUAGUUCAUUAUUCUAUAUACGACUGGCAUUGUCAUUCAAAUGAUAAUAUAAUUAUUUUCGUGCUCCAGAACAAUUUUUGGUGAGCCUAUUUUACCUAAUCCUAACUUGACUGCAGAGGAGUUGGCAGAAAGGGUGAGUAACAUUAUACCUAUUUCUAAUUUAUUCUAUUAUUUAUAUAGGAUGAAAUUUUUUUUUUUUUUUUUUUUUUUUUUUUUAAAUGACCAGCUUUAAAACGAGGUUAAUCUUCCUUUAAGUGAAGAUGAUAUAUCCUGUAAGUGAAAGUGAUGAAAUUGUCUUAACUCUUUCAGUGCCAAGCCUCGAUAUAACGUCGAUUUGACUGGUCACGUUUGUGCCAACUCGCGAUAUAUCGUCGGAAUAAUUUACAUAGUUUAUUUCGUUGCCUGUGGCUAUCAAUCCGACUUUUUAUGCUCUUAAACCACGGAUAACUCUUCCUACUUCCUUCUUGUUAGAAGUUGGGCUUUUUUGCAUGGGUUUUUUUAAUAAUUGUGACCUUUUUUCUUGUUUUUGUGUUGAAACUUUUGUAAACAAAGCAUUGGCCACGCCUACACCAAGUAGAUCAGAUGUUACCAGACCACCUGGCUGUCAAGUGUGCAGGCUCAAGAGCUUUUAUUGCAAAUAAUCAAUGCUGAAACAUCAGACAAUAAUAAUGACUCGUUUGAAUUUGAUCAGGUGAUGAUUAUCAGCUUUCUGAUGCCGAUGAGUCGGUAGAUGGAAAUAGAGGAGGUGAUAACAAUAGUGGUGACUAUGAGGAUUCAGAUAAUAAUACUCCUGUUCCUUCAAAGAGAAGUCGGAGAUCAGGCAGAAAAGAUGCAGGAAGAAAAGGAUCAGGGAGAAAUAUAGCUGCUACUGUUAGCUAUGAUGGUGAUGCAGGUCAUCAGUCAAAUAAUAAUGGAUGGAGGAAGGCAAGAGAGGGUGCAGAGGUUGGUGCUUCAUUUCAUUUUAGGGAGGGUAACAGUGGGCCAUGUGUAAAUUUGCCAGAAAAUGCCACUUCAUAUGAUUUUUUAAAACAAAUUAUUACAGAUGAAAUUAUUGAUGAUUUAUUGACUUGAAUCAAUUCAUACAGUAAAUUAGUGAUGCAGAAAAAUGUCCACCUUUUAGAACACUCAUGUCUUCAUAAAUGGACAAUUGUAAAACACCCUGAUCUUUUGAAGUUCUUAGCUGUUCUGAUAAAUAUUGGAAUGGACCAAAGGCCUCAAAUCAGUGACUGGACCAAAGACCUCAAGUCAGUGACUGGACCAAAGGCCUCAAAUCAGUGACUGGACCAAAUGCCUCAAGUCAGUGACUGGAUCAAAGGCCCCACAUCAGUGACUGGACCAAAGGCCUCAAGUCAGUGACUGGACCAAAGGCCUCAAGUCAGUGACUGGACCAAAGGGCUCAAGUCAGUAACUGGACCAAAGGCCCCACAUCAGUGACUGGACCAAAGGCCUCAAGUCAGUGACUGGACCAAAGGCCCCACAUCAGUGACUGGACCAAAGGCCCCACAUCAGUGACUAUUGGUCCAAAAAUGCUAUAAACACACACCAUGGCAUGGACAUAUGUUUCAAGAAAUGAAUUUCAUCUGCUUUUCAACACAAUGAAUGCUGCAUGCUUCUGAACCUGAUGCGCAAGGAAGGAGCGGCUAAGAUUGAGCCCUUUGUGUCAAAGCUGCUGGAUUAAUGUAGGAAAUGUUUUUAUCCAUAUGAAAAUAUCAGCAUAGAUGAAAUGGUCAUUGGCUACAAGGGUCGCUUCAAACACAAGCAGUUCAAUGCUGCAAAGCCUGCAAAGUACCAUAUCAAAACAUUUGGGCUUUGUGACUCAACAACAGGUUACGUCAUCAAUCUGCCGAUUGUGACUCAACAACAGGUUAUGUCAUCAAUCUGCCGAUCUACUUGGGCAAGAAAACAGCAUAUAACCCUGACCUUGAUCCCAAUGCGGGACAAGCAAUAAAAGUGUUUGAUACCCUUAUGCAACCCCUGCAGAAGCCUCAUCACCACAUCUCUACAGACAGGUAAUACACCACAGCAGCUCUCAUACAGUAUCUGCAGACAAAAGGCUACAAUUAUACUUGCACUGUUCAAGCAGCAAGCCGAGAUUUUCCUCCUGAUUGGAAAACUCAAAGACUGGCACAUAAAGAGGCAGUAUGGCGUUCCAAUGAAGGAAAAAAAUGUUUUGGCUGUUUCAUGGAGGGACAAGAAAGCAACAAAAAAAAUGCUUAAUGGCGACAACAUGCGGCAAGGUGGGAUACAUUGAGAAAGUGGAGGGGCGUCAGACGGUUGUCAAACCUGAGGUCAUUGACAAGUAUAAUAUGUCGAUGAAUGGCUGUGAUUGUGUUGACCAGCAAGUAUCAUAUUAUGGUUGCCAGGGUCGCAAAAUAAUAAAGUUGUGGAAAAAGAUAUUUACUUGAGGUUAAGUGGCGCAAGUCAACAACCACAUUCUCUAUAGUUAGCCCUACUUAAUUUAAACCUACAUCAUGUUCUUUGGAUCCCAUCCCCACCCCCCUGUUGGUUGAGUCAUUAGAUAACGAUAACCGUAAUAAAUGAAAGCUUGUCUUCUGGCACUUUUCCCCCUCUUUGUAAAUCAGCUGUCAUCAAACCAUUGCUUAAGAAGCCCGGUCUGGAUGAAAAUAAUUUAAAAAACUAUCGGCCAGUAUCUAACUUAUCUUUUUUAUCUAAAGUAGGCCUAAUUGAUUCUAAAAAAACUUUUUGCUUACUUAAAUGACCACUCUCUUCUCAGUUCUAAUCAGUCGGCCUAUAGACAUUUCCACAGCACAGAGACAGCUCUCUUGAGAGUCAGUAAUGACCUCUUGCGUGCAAUGGACAGCGGUAAUGUCUCCAUCCUGAUCCUCUUAGACCUCAGUGCGGCCUUUAACACUGUUGACCAUGAAAUCCUUUUCAAAACCCUUGAAAAUUACUUUGGAAUUUCUGGUUCAGUUUUGGCUUGGUUUAGGUCAUACCUCUCUGAUAGAACGCAGGCGGUCUCUGUCGAUGGCUGUCUCUCAGGCAGUUCUGAUUUGGUGAACAGAGUGCCCCGGGUGUUCGUGUUAGGCCCGGUUCUGUUAACGAUGUAUACCAUGCCAGUGCUCCUCUUGCUUGGGAGGCAUGCUGUGGAGAGCCAGUCAUUUGCAGAUGACAUGCAGCUAUACAAGCAUACCCACCCCUCUCUUGUCGAUUCCGCUGUCCAGACUUUGCGGGGGUGCAUUGAUGAUGUCAAAUCAUGGAUGACACUCAGCAAGUUGAAGCUUAAGGAUGACAAAACGGAAGCACUCCUCAUUCACAAUCACAAAUCAUCCUCUACCUCAACUGUUCCCACCUCAUUUCAAGUAGGUGACUCCGACAUACAGUUUACACCCUCUGCUAGGAAUCUUGGUUAUAUUCUUUCUAACAACAUGUCUCUCAAUAAACAUAUCUCUCACAUUUGUCGUUCUGCAUACACCGCUAUCCGUCAGAUCAGUUCCAUACGCCACUACCUCACAGUUAGCGCUACAAAAACUCUAGUCUGUGCUCUUGUUCUCUCUUGUCUUGACUAUUGCAACUCUCUUCUGUCAUGUUCACCAAAACACUUCAUAGAAAAACUGUAGAAAGUUCAAAACACAGCCGCUAGACUACUUCUAAAGGCAGCCCUAGGCUGGGGUACCGCGCUAUAUAAGACCACUUAUUAUUAUUAUUAUUAGACCCAACCUGUAGAUAAAAAACCAGUUUCCUUCAUAGAGUUCAAUUAGCAGCUCAUUCAGCAGCUCAUUCAGCAGCUCAUUCAGCAGCUGGAAGGAGUUUCUAAAGCCCAGAACACAGACAGUGUAUAGGACGAUCGCCAACAGAUCUGACCAGGACCAGCUACAACAGGAUCUCAAUCUGUUAGCUGAGUGGGAGAUGAGCUGGGACAUGGAAUUUCACCCUGCCAAGUGCCAGACACUAUCAAUCUCUAGAAGUUGUACUCCUCUACACUACCAAUACAAACUGCACGGCCAUAUUCUUGAGCAAGUUUCCUCCGUAAAGUACCUGGGUGUUACCAUUCAAAGAGAGGUCCGCUGGGACGAGCAUAUUAACAAUGUAUGUAACCAAGCAAACCAAGCCUUGGGGUUCUUAAGGCGAAAUCUAAAGAUUGGCAACUCCUGUGUGAAAGAAAGAGCAUAUAAAGCCUUUAUCCGUCCGAUUUUAGAUUAUGCAUCUUCAGUCUGGGACCCAUUUACCCAGAAGAGCAUUGACAGGUUGGAGGCGGUCCAGCGACGAGCAGCACGCUUUGUCCUAAACCGCUACAGGAAUACCUCUAGUGUUGGCAGCAUGCUAGAAACACUAGGCUGGUCACCAUUGGAGAAACGACGACGACAAUCCAGGCUCUCCAUGAUGUACAAGAUAAAUAAUGGGCUGGUCCACUGUUCCAGUAUUAAACAGAAACUCGUCCCUCUCCCCCAUAGACAGCGACGAGGCCAUGACAGGCAAUUCAGGCUCAUACCAGCAAGAAGCCAGUAUAGGAGCUGCUCAUUCCUGCCCAAGACAAUCAGGGACUGGAACCAUCUUUCAAAAGGAACAGUUGAGGCGACAACACUAGACACAUUUGUGUCUAUUGCCUUAAGCCUUCAAACCCCUAGUGCAUAAUUUCCUCAUCACCACCAGUAACAGAAACAUUGCAAAUCCCAUCUACAUGCAUAGGAGCCAAAAUGAUCAAUAAAUUGAUCGUGGGCCCUUAAGAUAUAGAAGAAGAAGAAGAAGACACUAAUUGACCUAGUGCCCACCAAAUCAAAGCCAGGUAAAAAGUCCAUCAACAGUGCAGAGGAGCGUCUCAGUGAAAAAAAUCACCUGGUUGACUUUGACGGGCAUGAUCAACAGUGUUCUUGCUGUUCAGUGCACAAAAUAACCAAACGUAGCUGCAUGUGUGUGCAUUGGAUGCACAGGAAGGCCUUAUCUGUGUGUUAAGGAGUGCUUUACAAAGUACCACACAGAAAGAAAUUUGAACUAAAAUAAUACAUUGUACCGCGCUAUCAAAGACCACUAAUUAUUAUUAUUGUUAUUAAAUAACGUGUUUGACAUUAGUGUAUAUAUACGACAUAUGCAAAGAAACUGUUUCCUUUGGUUGACAUCAACGUUACAAAAAUGUGUACAAGUCUGUCAAUAAUUGGAUUAUUUUAAAAAUGUAAAAUGCAUCCUGAUCAAAAAUGGAUAUACUUUCUGAGGAUUGAAGCAGAAUAUGAUAUCGUUUACACAGACAAUAUAGUAGUCUGAUAAGUUCAGAUUUGUUGAACAUUUUUUUUAAAAAGAAAAAUUUUAUCUCAUAAUACUACCAAUAAAAUUAAAAAAAUUAUUUUAAUAUUGUUUUAUUUCUUACAUAUUAUUAUUAUAUUUCGAAUUUCCUUUAAUUUGAUAUAAAAUACAGUUAUCUUGCUAAGAAAAUGGUAUUCAAAAUUCAUUGACAAAUAAGAGGACCCUAAAAAAUUUCCAUUGGCCAAAAACUGGUCCGGCGCAAACAUAGAAAACGCCCUGGCAUCGAAAGAGUUAAAAUCCGGGAGGGCUAUGCAUGCAAAGCUAUGAUAACUUUCAAAAUUGUAUUAAUUGUCAGUUCAUAAGCUAUAACAUACAUUGUUACAUUUACUCUGUAAAUUGUCAGUUCAUAAGCUAUAACUUACAUUUUUAUAUUGACUCUUUACAUUUUCAUUUCAUUGCUAAGCUAUAACUGACAUUGUUACAUUGACUCUGGACGUAGUUUACUGACAUUGUUACAUUGACUCUGGAUGUAGUUUACUGACAUUGUUACAUUGACUCUGGACGUAUUUUAAUAAAGGCACUUUUAAAUUAAGAAGUUUCUUUUUUUUCUUUCAAGGUCAAAUCAGCAAUUGAAAACCUAAUCGAGAAGCAUCAGACAUGUCCAGGAAGUAUACUACGUGCUUUGCUAGAGCGAAUUCCUUUCUUACGAUGAAGGCUAUGUCUUACUUCAUUCUCAUUUAUUUCAUUGUAACGAUAAUAUAUAUGUUACUGCCAAUUUGGGAACUGGCCAGCCAAAUUGGAAAUUUAAUAAUGUAGCUGUAAAUUGACCGACCAAAUAUUAAUUUUCUUUAUUUUUGCGCUUUGGCUGGUCAGUUUACAAAAUGGCAUGAGGGGAUCUCAUGACAGCUGUAAGAUAAUCUUGCAUCAGCAUCUAAUUUUGGCCAGGGAUUUCCCGCCACUGCGCAAAGUAGCCUGCAAAACUAGAAUAUACACAGGCUAUUUCAAGUACAUCAGACCAUGGCCACACCUCUCAGCCAAAGUGUGAUAUUGCCGGUAUAAUGGGAACUGGCUGAACUUUCGGUUUUUGCUGUAAUGUAACAUAUAUAUAUAAAAAAUAUAUCUAUAAAAUAAGCCAGUGAUAAGGUAUUAACUAGUGUGAGUUCUCAGGGUGUUUAAACUUUCUGUUUCCAACAGUGAGCCUGAAAUUUUUUUAUUUUAUUUAUAAUAUAUGUUAAAACCAUGUGCCAUAAUGAAACAUGGCGAAUGUAUAAGUCUACUGAUCAAUAAGAAAUUACAUCUCUCUCUCUCUUAUCAUAGAAUAACAAAUGUUUCAUUUAUAAUGAAAGGUCUGCUAUUUAAAAAAAACUGCUUUGAUCUAUCACCUUAUGAAAUUGUCUUUGACUUUGAGUUAUAAAAAUGUAUAUUUUUGUCAAGUUUUAUGUCAAACAGUAUUUCCGUACAUUCCAAUUAAAAAAAAAAAAUUACUUUAUUUAUUUUAACAUGAAACCUCCCCCAAACCAGCCACCUUCUCAAACUCAGUUGAUUAUGGUAAAAAAAAAAUGACAUGUAAGAUUUAUUUAACUAAUUAGAUUUUUAAAACAAAAAUGGAAAAACAUCUCUUUGACAG
Molecule: messenger RNA, 10314 nt
Organism: Lymnaea stagnalis (great pond snail)
Lineage: Eukaryota; Metazoa; Mollusca; Gastropoda; Lymnaeidae
Source: the annotation of a GenBank genome assembly